This is a messenger RNA of Danio aesculapii, 1769 nucleotides long. RefSeq lists its product as uncharacterized. Gene Ontology annotation, molecular function: protein binding. The record is from RefSeq and is a predicted model, not a curated record. Gene Ontology annotation, biological process: cell division. The transcript is spliced from 11 exons. Bases 127 to 1362 code for a protein of 411 amino acids. NCBI's taxonomy places the organism in Eukaryota, Metazoa, Chordata, Actinopteri, Cypriniformes, Danionidae.
GAAGUCAUUCCAUCUGAUUCAAGUUUCAGCCCAUGCGUACUUUCACGUUGACAAGUGAACGAGCGUUCACAUAGCGGAGUCUUUUCUCAAACAGAGUAAGAUUAAUACAUAUUUUAUCAACUAACAAUGGGUGGACAAGCAAAAGCUAAGAAGAAAAUCAAAGCUAAAAGAAAAGACACCAAGCCAGAUGGAGGUGCACUGAUGUCACCAAAGGAGAGAAUGAAAGCAAAGAUGCAUGAAAGGGCUAAAAAGAAAACAGCUGAAAAAUAUACUGUUGGUCAGUUAUUGCAAAAGACUGAAGAAUCUGUAGACAACUUUGACUUCGACAUGGCCAGACUGUACUGUCAGCGAGCGUUGGAUAUUGAACCUACUAACCUGACUAUCCUGGACAUGAUGGGGAGCAUCUGCUCUGAGCUGGGAGAUGUAGAGAAAGCGAAACAAGUGUAUCUGAAGGCUGUGGAGCUUAGUCCAGAGGAGGGCCACAGUAAAUACAUGUACCUGGGCCAAAUCCACACAGGCAUGGAGGCUGUGCAAUACUUCAGUAAAGGAAUUGAGGUCAUGCUCAACACCAUGGACAAACAUGCAAAUGAGGCUGGUGCAUUUGGAGCGGGCGCAAUCCCCUCUGAGGGUCCCGUCACAAAGAAGGACGUGUCUGUGGCCUUCUGUUCCAUCGCUGAGAUCUUCUUCACAGAUCUCUGCAUGCAGGAAGCCGCUGCUGACCACUGUAAAGAAGCCAUCGACAAAGCACUACAGUACGAUGAAAACAACCCUGAAGCUCUGCAGCUGAUGGCCAGCUACCAGUUCAGCAUUGAGAAAACUGAGGAGGGACGCGAGUACCUGAAGAAGAGUGUGUCGUCAUGGUUACCUAGCCUACAGAAAGAGGAAGAGUCAUUGGCGAGCACAGAGCUUAACAUGGAAGAGGAAGAAGAUCAGACUAAGAGCAAAAUGCCACCUUACGAAUCCAGAAUAACAACAGCCAAACUGCUGAUCGAGGCUGAGGAGUAUGAGAUGGCCACAGAAGUUUUGGAGGAUCUUCUAGAAGAGGAUGAUGAAGUUGUGGAGGUGUGGUAUCUGUUGGGAUGGCUCUUUUAUUUGCAGCUGGACAAACAAGACUCGGCAGACAACAGUGUGAACUUCAGAAAAUCAGCCUGGACGUACCUUAGCAAGGCCAAAAAGCUUUAUUUGAAGCUGCGAUGCGAGGACGAACCCAUGCUUGAACAUACGGAGCAGCUGUUGGCAGAACUGCGAGAUGAAGAACACAACGAUGAUGAUGAUGAAGCUGGACCUUCUGUUGAAGGCAUUGAUGAUGAUUUCAUUGAGAGCAGUGAUGAUGAAGAUGAUGAAGAUGCCAUGGAUCACUAACUGGACUUUUUCCACUCAUGUUUAUUUGAGUUGUCUUCUUGGACUCGUCCAGUCUGAAUAUUAAAGUGAAAGCAGAUGGCUGCGUCUUCACACUGUUUGCUAGUUUCUUCAACUUUUUUUUUCUCUCUCACUCAAUUACUUUCCUCCUCAAUCUCCAUUCAUUUCAAGUCUGAUCUGAAUUUCUAAAGCUGGGAUGUAUUUUCUGGGUGCCUUGUUUUUUUUUUUUUUUUUUUAUUUUGCAUGCCGAGACUGCGAACCAUCAGGACGUCUGUCACACUGAUCUGGACAUCGAUCAAGUGUGUUUCAUAACAACUCACUUCAGUUAUUUUUACCGUUUUAUAAGCCUUGCAAAGCUCUGAAAAUGUCAACUUGAGAAGAAAUAAAGGCAUUUCUAAUUACAAAAACAA